AUUAUCUGUGACAAAAUCAAUAAAUAAAAUUAAUUUGAAAUACCUAUAAAAAAUUGAGGUCUGCAUAUGCAUAGAUGUAAACAGUGAAUGAAUGAUAUGUUGUUUUCAUUGAUAUAAAAUAUACAAGUGUAUGUUAAAUGUGAUUUUAUACAUGUAUGUGCGGAACUGUUUAAAUCUCAAUAUUGUUACACAAAAGUUAAACGAAUGCUAAUUAUAGGGAUUUAAUACGGCGAAUUAAAGAAAGUAUUAAAAGUCAUUGAAACAAAAAGAAAAACUAAGAAAGGUUUAUUUUAGACAUGAAACCAUACCGUUAAUACACCGAAACUCGUUAUGGUUGUGAAAUUCUAAGUUUUAAGUGCUGAGGGGAUUUCAGUUGGCAUAUUGUAUCAUAAUGUAAAACAAAUAUUAAGUUUGAGGGAUUUGCGUCAGAAAAUAGAUUUAAAAAAUCAGAUAUUAUAUUAGGCAAGAAUAUAAUGCGGGUGUCUAUAUUAAGUUUCAAAAUCAAAGCACGCUGAAGAUUUAGUUAUUUUAAAAUUCCAACGCUGGAUAAACUUGAACUUAAAAUUGUGGUCAUAGUUACGAUGCUGAGGCUGAAAUUGAAGAAACUUGUUUUAUUGGUGGUACUAACAUUUUUGCUGACAGUGACAACAUAUCUACGAUACCAGAUGUUUUUAGAAGCCAACAACGUCAAGCCGGAAGUUGUUGUGCCUUUGCCAAGACCAAGGAUCGUUUUAAACAAGGCGGAUGAAAUGAAAGAACGUAUAGCACAUAUGCACCGUUUUUGUUCCCAGUACCCCAAAAGACGUCGAUUAGUAGCUAUGUUAAAAACAAAUGUAUUUUAUAUUUCUGAAAAAUACAAACUUAGUUAUUGCCGCGUCGCAAAGGUAGGAAGCACGUUCUGGACGCAAGUAUUUAUGACGCUCGCAGGGAUAAAGCCACAAGAUGGACAAUCAUUGUUUAAUGUUCCAAGGGAUGAAUCACAUGAUCAAAUCAAAGAACAUGAAGAAUUGACGAUGGAUCUGAAGGAUGAUCGGAUAAACAACUUCACGAGUUUUAUGGUUGCAAGAAACCCGUAUUCGAGAUUGUUUUCGUCAUAUAUAGAUCAAAUAUUCUUGCCAAAUAAGUGGUAUGUGGCAUCCUUCAUGAUUUUUGGAACUGAAAAAGGAAGCCGAAAAAGAUGCGGAAAUGACGUCACUUUUGACGAAUUUCUGCGAACAGUUUCAAGAAAUACGAUAAGACGAAUGCCCAAUGACUUGCACUGGGCACCGAUAUUUUCAAUAUGUUUACCUUGUGAUACAAAAAUAGAUAUGUUAGCAAAGCACGAAACAUUUAAUGAGGAUGCGGAAUAUAUCUUAAACGUGACAGGCGUUGAGCAGACGACAAGAGACGAAGUUGAUCGUGUUUUAAAGGAAAACUAUAUCAGUCAUUCUUUGUCUACAUUGGUUCAUACAUACGUCACAAAAGCACAUGAUCGUACGCAGAUACGUAAAGGGUGCAUAACUGAAAUACAAAUAGCAGAAAGAAUAUGGAAAGCAUUUCAAAUUCAAGGUUAUAUUCAUAAUGACUUGCACUUUCCGGCAGCUGAGUUUAAAAGUUCCUCAGCGUCUGAAACUGAAAAAUCUUUAACAAAGCUCGUUUCAGAGGCAUCUGAAUUGCGACCUCUGACGUCACAAGAAAGAAAUACUCAGAGACAUAACUGGCAAAUAUAUUACUGGAAGACAGUAACACCGGAAGUACUAUUAAAAGUUCAGGACGCUUACUACGAAGACUUUCUUCUAUUUAACUAUGAUUUUGACCCAAAUACAAUGUGAUACCUUAACCUAUAUGGAUACUAUGAUAGUAUAAAAAUAAUCAAAAUUUGGAAAAAAA
This is a messenger RNA of Ruditapes philippinarum (Manila clam), 1869 nucleotides long. RefSeq names its product carbohydrate sulfotransferase 11-like. The transcript has 2 exons. Gene Ontology annotation, molecular function: sulfotransferase activity. Lineage: Eukaryota; Metazoa; Mollusca; Bivalvia; Venerida; Veneridae. Bases 582 to 1811 code for a protein of 409 amino acids. The record is from RefSeq and is a predicted model, not a curated record. Gene Ontology annotation, biological process: carbohydrate biosynthetic process. Gene Ontology annotation, cellular component: membrane.